AUGCCUUCGGUGUCCCGGGAAAAUGCGCGCGUCUGGUUCCUAUUCGUCAUCCUGUUCAUGACCCUCAUGUCCCGGAAUGACGCCCCGGGUUUGAUCACAGGUCCCUUCUUCGGCGGGUCCCGCGUCGGCCCCCUAAGAGAUGCCCACGGCAUAUUAAACAGCACCAAAUGGGGCGACUUCUCACCCGGCAAAGCAAAGGAUGGCGCCCCUCCGUGGCAGGCACCACGCUACCUCAACCUGACGGGCUUCCGCCAGGCCGAUGGGUACGCCUGGGACGAUCUCGCCUACUUCAAGGACCGCUGCCACCAGUGGAGCCGGCACGCCUAUCCGCCGCCGAAGGGGGCCGGGGAUUGGGAGCACGGCACGGUCAGCAAGACGUGGCAGAAUGCCACCGGCACCGUCCACGGCAAGUGGGUGCGUCGCCCGGGCUCCGUCGUGAAGCACGCAGGGAGCUACAACCUGAGCGCGAUCGCUCCGGGGGUACACUGGCUGGAUGAUCAUGCCGAAUGGGGCUGGAACGUCACGGGUUCGCACGGGAGCAUUUUGAUGCGGCUGUCAGAGGAUGCCGGUGACACCGUGUACGAGGAAGAGGCGGCCGAGGGCACGAAGCCGUCGUCAGGAGGGCUAGCGAGGGAGAUCUCAGCCGUGGCUAAUAUCCAGGACGAGGCACACUUGGCAUCCAGCUUCGCGAUCCGGCUCCACGGCGUGCACUGGCCGAGGCAAGGCUCGAUUCUCAUGACCACGACGAGCGAGAAAUUCGCGGGCCUGUUCGGCCUGCCUCAUCUCGUUCCCAGUUCGGAGUUCUUCGAGACGGGCCAGAAGCUUCUGAACCAAACCUUGGGCGAGGUUCUCAGCAAGAAGGAGCGAAGCAGGUUUUCGGAUGCAAGCAACCCCUGGACGCCUGUGGUUGAAGAACAGCUAUCCAUGCCGCUGCCGCGCUGCGAGUACGUCAUGUACCUGCAGCUACACCAGCUAGAUCCAUUCUACAUUGGCGAGGACGGACUUGACAACCAGUUGGAUUCAGUGAUCGACCAGUUGGAGAAUGAGCUCCGGUUCCCCACCGGGGCGCCCUCGAGAGGGAAGCCGGAUCUCCACAUGUCGCUCGUCGCCUGGUCUCCUGACUGCGGCUACUACCUCGAGUCCAAGGGACCGCCGCUGUUCCCCUCGGUCGAGGGGCACCAUCUCGUUGGCGUCAAAACGGAGGUCCUGCUCUCACGGACGAAGUCGUGGAUGUUUGGGUUCGCUGCCGUCUUGAUGGCUCAGCUGUGGCUUCUGAAGACCCAGAUGAAGGAGUCUAACACACCCUCUACGCUCGGGCGUAUCAGCUUCCACACAGCAGGCAUGAUGCUCCUCGCGGACGGGCUGGACGUGCUGGGCCCGCGGUUUGGCUUGCCCGCCCGCUGGAUGCCCGACGUGUGGGAGUAUCACCCGGUGCUGCGCGAGGGCGACGUCGAGGCGGGCGGGCUGCCGAUCGGCCUGGUCUCGUCGCUGUCGGGCGUGCUGGAGGAGGGGGAGGCGUCGCCUGUGGGUAGGAGGAGGAGUUGGUCGGCGGGGUCUGCUGAUAGAGAAGAUGGGGGGAGGAGGAGGGAGCGGGAGAAGGAGCUGCAGAGGCAUGGCAUGGUGGUGAGGGAGAUUGAUUGCGCGAUUUGUACCGAGGUGCUGGAGGUGCCGGUUGUGAGGGCCAAUGCGAAGGAUCCGGCCGCCGCGGGGGGACUGGUUGGGGUUUUGGCGAGGCGUGCAUACAUGCAGCCGCGUCCGAAGGAAUUCCCCCCCGACUAUGAUCUGGCGACAUGCUCACAUCGGCACGAGAUACUGGCCGUAGCGCCCGUGGCCGAUGAAGCGGAUCCUGUUCCCGUCGCGCUGUGCCACUGGAAGCCACCGACCGUCUCACACGUGGAGGCCACGGUCGUCUUGCCGCCGCGCCUCCUCUCAAUCAUCAAAGGCUUCACAUCCUUGGGCACGUUCGACGUGCUAGACGAUCUCGACAUCGCCGUGAGGCUUUCCGAACUCCUAGCGGCCUUGCCUGAGGAUUCGGGGCUGGCGGCCGGGCCAGAGCCGACGUCGCAACUGCUUGCGAGCCUGAUGGGCCGGCUCGAGGUACCUGACCAAGAAUCUUCUUCUUUACGGUUCUUCUCUUUUCCUCUGUUCAACGACGACCCAGACAAAGUCCUUGGCAAUGGCCUCUCCCCAGCCUGGAAGUGGGUCAAGCCUGAGAGCAUCUACCGCAAGACGGGUUUCUGGGAGGCCGGACUCUACGAGGUUCUGGAUAGUGGGGAAUGGAAUGCUGGCAGAAACCUGACGUUGUUGACGAAAGGGGUGCCGGAGGAGACACUUAAGGACAUAGAAGGCGGAGACCAGAAGUCCACCAGACUAGCUGUCUUCCUGAAGGGCUCAAAGGGCUAG
This is a messenger RNA of Chaetomium fimeti, 2403 nucleotides long. RefSeq lists its product as uncharacterized. The record is from RefSeq and is a predicted model, not a curated record. NCBI's taxonomy places the organism in Eukaryota, Fungi, Ascomycota, Sordariomycetes, Sordariales, Chaetomiaceae. Bases 1 to 2403 code for a protein of 800 amino acids. The transcript is spliced from 3 exons.